AGCCGCACACGACGUUUAAAAAAAUAUCGCCGCGGACUAAAGUACAUUCUACAAUAAUAUCAUAGUAUAAUAUUAUAUAUUAUUUAUAAUAAAUACCAUUGUAUCCGGAUCCAUUUCCGGUACAUCUCGCCGUCGUCGUAUAAACCGCACGCGGCCGUCGUCGUCGGUGCCCGAUAAUAUCAUACUAUAUAUUCGCGAUCUUCUUUUUCGUCCCAAAAAAACGAGCGUUAUUCCAUAUUACUGCAACUAUAACCUUUUCGCUCCCCGACGCCACACGCGCACACGUCUGUGCCGCGAUUUUUACCCGUACAACCACUUCGAGUGGUCGCCGUCGUCGUCCGCACCGUGUUUUGUACGCAACAGGCUUUUGAUCCGCCGCCGCCGCCUUUAAUACGCCAACGGCACGCAAACGGCGUACACGCGUGUACAUUUAACACCGUUCGUCUGACUACCGGAUAACCGCGAAAAAAGGAUUAACCUAAGUGGCGGAAUGCAGAAUGUUUUAGGGAGGAUAGCGGCCACAUUGGUUAUUUUAUGUCCAGUAAUUGUCUUUACAAUACCGGAGUCUGCUAUUCAAGCGUCAUCAAUCAAAUCCAGUCAAACUGAACAAGAUAACUCGGACUACACGAGGUCUUUCGACGAAGACCAAGAGGAGAAACGGGCAUGGCGAGAUUUGCAGACGGCUGGCUGGGGAAAACGUGGUUGGCAAAACUUAAAGACCACGUGGGGCAAACGGGCACAGGACUGGCAGAAUUUGCACUCGUCGUGGGGCAAGAGGCAGGGCUGGCAAAAGUUACACGGCGGAUGGGGAAAGCGCGGAUGGAAGGACAUGCAGUCCGGGGGCUGGGGAAAGAGGUUUAAGGAUCAGCCCGCCAGUGGUCAAUUGUCUCAGUUUGACGAGUAUCUAGACAAAUACGAAGAAGAAAAUCCUAACGAAGCAGAAAAACGAUCAUGGGACAAUUUCCAGGGAUCUUGGGGCAAAAGAGCAGCUGAUUGGACAAGCUUUAGAGGUUCGUGGGGGAAAAGAAAUCCCGUGGACUACAUGAACGAGUACUCAGGAUAUGGAGACAACGAUAAUUACAAAGCUUAUAUUUUUCCGCCAGGUUACAAUAGUUAUUUACCCAACUUCCAAACGGAAUAUGAAAAAUGAGACGUCAAUUCUCAACUUUUGAAAGUACUACCACGAAAAAAAUAUUAACUAUUAGCCCUAAAUUUACAGACUAUAUUAUACUUAUAUCAGAUUGUGAAAUAAAAUUAAUAUAUGUACCUAUGCCUCCGUAAUAAUAUUAUUACAUUCAAGUAAUCAUUAAAAAUAUUUUUGUGCAUUUAUAUAAACUUUUUUUUGUUCAGGUAAAUAUUAAAUAUUAAUAACCAAAAUUAUAUUUAUUUAUUUUUUAAUCUUAUGAACAAAAAUUAUGUUUCCUCACUCGUA
Molecule: messenger RNA, 1432 nt
Organism: Acyrthosiphon pisum (pea aphid)
Lineage: Eukaryota; Metazoa; Arthropoda; Insecta; Hemiptera; Aphididae
Gene: Mip
Product: Myoinhibiting peptide precursor
Exons: 6
Coding region: 491-1150 (219 amino acids)
Source: RefSeq, a predicted model, not a curated record